ACCACGCCUCCCACUCAGUGACCCUGUCGCCUUCACCUCCUCUUUCCCCCUCUACCGCAAUGUCUAAACGUCAAAGACCUUCGUCACCUAUACCCAUAUCACCAGAGACGCAACUAGAGGAUGAAACAUCCUCCGGGAAUGUCUACGAGCCAGACACUAAAAGGCGCAGAUACUUCGCACCAAUAACCCCUGGUGAUCGUCAGUCUACAUCGGACGGAGGAGACGAGUAUGAUAGUGAGGAUAGUGAACUCAGGGAAGGACAAUCCAAUAGCCGAAGAAAAUAUUUAGGUGGACUGCGGGAGUGGCAGGCUGACGCAGGCGUUUACAAAGAUGCAAACAUUUUAUUGCAUGAUCUGCAUGCCGAGCAAAGACAUCGGAUGUUGUUUUCGACGACUUCAUCGACGUCUACUGCGUUUGCGACGCAUUCACAUUCACCACCCUCAUCGCCUCACUACAUCCAUGCGGCUAAAGAUAGUAUUUCCAAGCCAGCGUCAUAUUUCAGUCCGACUCCUGGCUUCAACUCGGCCCAGCCUGAGCAGAUAGAAACACAAACCGUCACCCAUCGCUACGAGGGUUCCAACCGUCUCCUGAGGUCCCUAUUCUUGAAUCGAAGACAAGGGCUGCAGCCCCGCGACCAAUCAUAGUACCCUCAGCUAUGACCAUCAUCGUUGCGACCUCAUCAUUCAUUGUUACUUCUCUUCCCCUCUAUCCAUUGCUUCCUUAUCUUCUAUCUUCCUAUCGCUUUCCAUCCACCAUCGUGCAUUCAUUGAUUUCACAUUUCACCACGACACAUUCUCUCAUUUGCAUUGUAUUAUAUCAUAUCGCAGCACUCGGACCUAUUUGUCAUUGCAUAAUCUACGAGAUCGAAAGAUAUACACCUGGAACUUUUGGGGCAUCU
Molecule: messenger RNA, 898 nt
Organism: Somion occarium
Lineage: Eukaryota; Fungi; Basidiomycota; Agaricomycetes; Polyporales; Cerrenaceae
Source: the annotation of a GenBank genome assembly